Messenger RNA from Diorhabda sublineata, 2364 nucleotides. RefSeq lists its product as uncharacterized. Bases 1 to 2364 code for a protein of 787 amino acids. NCBI's taxonomy places the organism in Eukaryota, Metazoa, Arthropoda, Insecta, Coleoptera, Chrysomelidae. Gene Ontology annotation, biological process: DNA replication. The transcript has 3 exons. The record is from RefSeq and is a predicted model, not a curated record. Gene Ontology annotation, molecular function: DNA-directed DNA polymerase activity; DNA binding; nucleotide binding.
AUGCCAGUAGAUACACAUAAACCCACAAUGGACGGUACUCUCUUCAUAUUUUACGACCUCGAGUGUACACAAGAAGAGGUUAUGCCUGACGGUACUCAUCGUCAUAACUGUAAUUUGUGUGUGUUUGAACAACACAGUGCACUAUGUAUAGGUACAGAUAUAAAAUGGUGUGAUUGUGGUGUUAGAUACCAAGUUCUAAAAAUAGACCCCGUUGCUCGUUUUAUGGAAUAUGUAUUAAACCAGCGCACUCUAUUCAAGAAAAUCAUCGUAGUUGGUCAUGCAGGUGGACUCAACGAUAAUCAGGUUAUGUUAAAUCAUAUAAUGACAAAGACAGAUCUCACACCUGAACUAAUUACACGAGGAACAAAACUAUUACAAUUAAAAGUGGACGAGGAAGAGGAUGCUAGAAAUCAACUUAUAUCCUGGCACAAAGGUCUCUCUGAGCAAAACUACGUUUUUGAUUUCCAAAAAGAAAUCAUAGCGUACUGCAUUGACGACGUCAGUAUUCUCGCUCGCUCAUGCUUGAAAUUCAGAGAUUUGCUUUUAAAAGAAGGAGGGGUGGAUCCUUUUACAGAAGCUAUUACUCUACCCGGGGCGUGUAAUAAGAUAUUCCGCAGAAAUUUUUUGAAGCCAAAUACCAUCGGUCUGAUUCCAAAGAAUGGCUAUAGGUGUCGGGAUAAACAAUCAAAGAUAGCAAUUCAAUGGCUGAUUUGGGAAGAACGGCAGAGAGGUAUAAAAAUAGAACACGCAUCUCGGGGCAGAGAAGUUGUUAUUAACGGUCUUAAGUUGGACGGGUACUGUAAUAUCACACGAGAAGUCUUUGAAUUUGAGGGUUGUUACUUUCAUGGGUGUCCAAAAUGUAUUAAAUACAAACGUGGCACACCUACCUAUGAGGAUCCAUCCCUCACAUAUGAACAACGUUACGAAGCAACCUCGGCAAAAAAUGAAAAACCUCUCUUUUCACAAACACCUCUGGAGCCUCGUGACGCUUUUUACGGUGGGCGAACAGACGCCACAAAAUUAUAUUAUUCUUGUAAGGAAGGGGAGAAAAUAAAUUAUCGGGAUAUUUGCAGCCUCUAUCCGUACAUAAACAAAUAUGGAAAAUACCCCAUAGGUUACUCAGAGGUUUAUGUGGGAGAAGCAUGUUAUGCUUUAGAUCUAAAGACUACAAAUGGAUUAAUUAAAUGUAAAGUGUUACCACCUACAAAUCUCUAUCAUCCCGUUCUUCCAUAUAAAACAAACAAUAAAUUAAUUUUCCCUCUAUGCCGUACUUGUUAUGAAAAUAUGUUAAAGGAAGAGUGUAGUCAUGCGGACGAAGAGCGUGCAAUUACGGGGACUUGGGUAAUGGACGAGGUGACAGAAGCUUUGGAAACAGGCUAUAAAAUAUUAGAUAUAUAUGAAAUUUGGGAAUAUGAAACUGUACAGUACGAUCCUUCCACAAAGUCUGGCGGUCUUUUUGCUGAAUAUAUUUCUAAAUUUUUAAAAAUAAAACAACAAGUUAGCGGGUGGCCUCCAGAGUGUAAGACUGAUGAAGACAAAAAGAUGUAUAUAAAAGAAUAUUUUGACAGAGAGGGAGUAGAGCUAAGCCCCGAUGAAAUUGCGUACAAUUCUGGGCGUAGACAAGUCGGCAAAUCUAUAAUUACUAGCUUCUGGGGAAAACUUGGACAAUUAGAGAACCAGAGCAAAUGUUCUAUUGUUAAUGACCCAGCAGAACUAUUAGAUAUUCUGUCACAGCCUUACAAAGAAGUUAACCAUAUAUUCCCAGUUAACGAGAACACUCUCAUCGUUAACUGGUCCUUUAAAGAUGAGGCAUACACUUCUCUACCGACCGUAAAUGUUUUUUUGGCAGCCUUCAUGACCGCACAUGCUAGACUAAAACUAUAUUCAUAUCUCGAGAAACUAGGUGAUAGAGUAAUGUACCACGAUACUGAUUCUGCUAUCUACGUCUCGCGCCCUGAAGAUACGUAUGAAGUACCCAUUGGAAGCUAUCUCGGCGAGAUGACGGACGAGCUAGCUGAAUACGGUGAGGGGAGUUAUAUUACAGACUUUGUCUCUGGCGGCCCUAAGCUCUAUGUUUAUAGGGUUUAUUCAACAGAUAAAGAUAAAACCAUUGAUAUUAUAAAAGUUAAAGGGAUAACACUUAAUUAUAGCACACAUAAACAAGUAAAUUUCGAUAAAUUAAAAAAUAUGGUCCUUAACGAUGCCACCGAAGGGUACGUAACUACUCGAAAUAUAUUAAGAAAUACCAUCCAUUCUGUCGUCACCAAAGAGGUAACUAAAGUAUUCCGCACCACUUUUACUAAACGGAAACGAAUUGAAAACUAUGACUCUGUUCCUUAUGGAUACAAACGGCAAUGCAUCUAG